GAUGGUGACUACGUUAUGGUGGUGUGUUUCCUCCAUACACCAUACUACACAGUGAAGGAUAACUACACCACCAUGCCUGAGCCACUAAGCUGCACAGGAAGCAUUAACACCCGUGAAUUGCGCUUCUCACGUGCAAUGAUCUUUGCCAUCGAGGAGAUAAACAACAGCACGGAGCUGCUGCCAGGAAUCAAACUCGGUUAUCACAUCUACGACUCGUGCGCCUCGGUGCCCGUGACGGUGCAUGUGGCAUUCCAGCUUUCAAAUGGCCUGGACCCGGUGUUUUACACUGGUGACAGUUGCUCACAAUCUGGUAUGGUGAUGGCAGUUGUUGGUGAGUCUGGGUCCACGCCAUCCAUCAGCAUGUCGCGCAUUAUCGGGUCAUUUAACAUCCCUCAAGUGAGCCAUUUCGCCACUUGUGCAUGUCUGUCCAAUAAGCAGCAGUACCCAAAUUUCUUCAGAACCGUCCCUAGUGAUCAGUUCCAGGCUGAAGCGCUGGCCAAGCUGGUAAAACACUUUGGCUGGACUUGGAUAGGUGCUGUCCGGUCAGAUUCAGACUAUGGCAAUAAUGGUAUGGCGUCUUUUUUGGCCGCUGCACACAGAGAGGGGAUAUGUGUGGAAUACUCUGAAUCUUUCUAUCGGACCCACCCACGUAGCAGGUUCCAGAGAGUAGCUGAUGUAAUCCGCAGGUCGACAGCUACGGUUGUUGUCACAUUUGCAUCAUCUGGAGACCUGAGACUUCUGCUGGAGGAGCUGUCGCUUGAGCCUUCUCCACCUCGCCAGUGGAUAGGCAGUGAAUCCUGGGUAACAACCACAGACAUGCUGAGGUUCAGCUUCUGUUCUGGAGCCAUCGGUUUUGGAAUUGAGCGAUCCGUCAUCCCAGGUCUGAGAGACUUCUUGCUGGAUCUCUCUCCCUCUAAAGUGGCUGCCUCUCCAGUGCUUACUGAGUUCUGGGAGGAUGCAUUCAACUGCAGGCUAUGGAAAAAUAAGAGUGUGUGUGACGGAACUGAAAACAUAAAGACGCUCCAGAGCCCGUACACUGACACAUCUCAGCUCCGGAUCACUAACAUGGUAUACAAGGCUGUUUAUGCAAUAGCUCAUGCCAUUCAUAAAGCAGUGUGUCAGGAAACAAAUUCUACAACUCAGUGUGACAAAUUCACCAGGAUAGAAUCCAAAGAGGUUCUUACUCAGCUGAAGAAAGUAUAUUUUUCCCAAAAUGGUUAUGAUGUGUCAUUUGAUGCCAACGGGGAUCCUGUGGCCAGAUACGAGCUGGUUAACUGGCAAAAAAGUGAAAGUGGCAGUAUUGAGAUUGUGACAGUAGGGCACUACGAUGCAUCACUGCCGGUGGGCCAGAAGUUCCGUAUCAACAGGAACCUCACCUGGGUGGAUGGUGGAACACGAGUUCCUGUGUCAGUGUGCUCUGACAGCUGUCCUCCAGGAAGUCGUAAACUGCUGCAGAAAGGAAAACCCAUCUGUUGUUAUGACUGUAUACCGUGUCCCGAGGGAGAGAUUAGCAAUGCUACAGAUUCCCCCGAUUGUUUCCCUUGCCCCAAACUGUGGCUGUGGAGAUAUUUGCCAUUCGGCCUCCAGUGUUUGGACUAA
Messenger RNA from Etheostoma spectabile (orangethroat darter), 1599 nucleotides. Its product is annotated as vomeronasal type-2 receptor 1-like. Bases 16 to 1599 code for a protein of 527 amino acids. The transcript has 8 exons. Gene Ontology annotation, molecular function: G protein-coupled receptor activity. Gene Ontology annotation, biological process: G protein-coupled receptor signaling pathway. The record is from RefSeq and is a predicted model, not a curated record. Gene Ontology annotation, cellular component: plasma membrane. Lineage: Eukaryota; Metazoa; Chordata; Actinopteri; Perciformes; Percidae.